AGAGAGAGAGAGAGAGAGAGAGAAAGAGAAAGAGGGAGAAGGAGAGGAAGUGUGGAGUAAGUUGAGGUAAAUUGUAUCACAAUCUCAGCAGGGCCUUUGUUCUUAAGUAAGUGAUUUCCUGCAAAAAAAAAAAAAGACCUCCAUUAUUCUUUUCCUAAUUGAUUCUGGCCUUGAAGUCAGAGUGAUGGCCACUAAAUGGUGACACUCACCACAGAACCUUUCUUUACCUUGCUUAUCCAUGGAAUGCUGUCUGAUAGGACAGAAGCCAUUUCUUACCCAAUUACAUCUUGGAUAAGGUCUUUGCUCCUAUUAUGUACUUAGAGUUCAGGCUUUUGUGAUAGAUAGGGAAGAUAUUUAAUGGCACAGGGGAUUAGAUACUCCUAAUAAUACCUGACCAGAUCCAAUCUCAAGUGGGGAGUGCUCACACUAUUUCUCUUCCGUUUUAUGAAGCUUUCUAAUACAGGUUUUGCCCUGCUCAAUGACAUUCCAUAUCCUUCUAGGAUCUAAGAUGAGCAUAUUAACUAAAUAACUAAUGACUGCUCCUGUUUUUGGAAGGAAUCCAUAGAGGAAACUAGCCCAACCUUGGACUUGCUUCAUGGCACUCAUCAGCAACAGCUCCUCUCCUUUGCUUUCUGAGUUCCUCCUCAUCUGUUUCCCUGGCUACCAGAGCUGGCAGCACUGGCUCUCUCUACCUCUGAGCUUGCUAUUCCUAUUAGCCAUGGCGGCCAAUGUCACCCUCCUCCUCACCAUAAGGCUGGAAGCUUCUUUGCAUGAACCCAUGUACUAUUUGCUUAGUAUACUCUCUCUGCUGGAUAUUGUUCUCUGUGUCACCGUCAUUCCCAAGGUCCUCUCCAUCUUUUGGUUUGAUCUCAGACCUAUCAGUUUCUCUGCUUGCUUCCUCCAAAUGUACAUAAUGAACAGCUUUCUGACCAUGGAGUCCUGUACCUUCACUGUUAUGGCCUAUGAUCGCUAUGUGGCCAUCUGUAAGCCAUUGCGUUAUCCAACUAUCAUCACGAAUCAAUUUGUGGUCAAGGCCACCAUGUUCAUUGUGGCUAGGAAUGCUCUCCUCACUGCCCCCGUUCCAAUCCUUUCUGCCCAGCUCCAUUACUGUGGAGACAAUAUCAUCAAGAAUUGCAUCUGCACUAACUUGUCUGUCUCUAUACUUUCCUGUGAUGACAUCACUUUCAACCGGAUUUACCAGUUUGUUAUUGGCUGGACUUUAUUGGGCUCAGACCUCAUUCUCAUCAUCAUCUCCUAUACCUUUAUUCUUCGGGCUGUCUUGCGGAUUAAGGCAGAGGGGGCUGCGGUGAAAGCUCUGAGCACGUGUGGCUCCCACUUCAUCCUUAUCCUCUUCUUUAGCACCAUCCUACUGGUACUAGUCAUCACCAAUGUAGCCAGGAAAAAAAUCCCUCAUGAUGUCCCCAUUCUGCUCAACAUACUGCAUCACCUCAUUCCCCCAGCCAUGAACCCCAUUGUCUAUGGAGUCCGGACAAAGGAGAUUAAGCAGGGGAUCCAGAAGCUUUUGAGAAGGUUGUGAGAAUCAGUAAGGUGAGGAGCAGGUGCUACGUCUUUUGAUGUACUACGAUUUUGAAUGAAAGGAAUCAUUAUGUGGGUUACAGAAUUUAUUUUUACUCUGUGACUAAAUUCCAUUCUGAAUCCAUAGCUAGUCUUCCUUAUUUUUCUAAUAUGUCAACGAUAACAUAUAUGAUAAUAUAAUAAAAUAUUAUGUCAAUAUAAGUUCAUAAUAACAUAUAAUAAUAUAAAAUAAUAUA
Monodelphis domestica (gray short-tailed opossum) is the source of this 1772-nucleotide messenger RNA. Its product is annotated as olfactory receptor 56A1-like. Gene Ontology annotation, cellular component: plasma membrane. NCBI's taxonomy places the organism in Eukaryota, Metazoa, Chordata, Mammalia, Didelphimorphia, Didelphidae. Gene Ontology annotation, biological process: G protein-coupled receptor signaling pathway. Gene Ontology annotation, molecular function: olfactory receptor activity; G protein-coupled receptor activity. The record is from RefSeq and is a predicted model, not a curated record.